Messenger RNA from Sesamum indicum (sesame), 867 nucleotides. Its product is annotated as large ribosomal subunit protein bL12c. The record is from RefSeq and is a predicted model, not a curated record. Gene Ontology annotation, biological process: translation. Gene Ontology annotation, molecular function: structural constituent of ribosome; mRNA binding. Gene Ontology annotation, cellular component: ribosome; chloroplast. NCBI's taxonomy places the organism in Eukaryota, Viridiplantae, Streptophyta, Magnoliopsida, Lamiales, Pedaliaceae.
UGAAGUUCCCACUAAUUUUUCAUCCCGAAUCACCCCUUAUCCUAUCUUCUUACUCUCCCACUCCCUCCCUCUCUCCAAUUCAGUAUGGCUUCCACGCUCUCCUCCGCCACCCUCCUCUCUCCCUCUUAUUCCACACCCUCCGCCGCUUAUCCUGCCCACCUCUCCGCCACCUUCCCCAAACUACCUCCCGAAUUCCUCCUCAAGUCCUCCCACAAGCUCCUCCGCCGCCGCGCUUCCGUUCUCCGCCCCCUCGCUGCAGUCGAUGCCCCCGAAAAAGUCGUCCAACUCGGCGAUGAGAUCUCAAAUUUAACCCUCGCCGACGCACAGAAGCUCGUCGAGUACCUCCAGGACAAGCUCGGUGUCUCCGCCGCGUCCUUCGCCCCUGUCGCGGCCGUAGCCGCAACUCCGGCUGCUGGCGAUGCGCCGGCCGUUGUGGAGGAGAAGACAGAGUUCGAUGUUGUCAUUGAGGAUGUGCCGAGCAACGCGAGAAUCGCCACCAUUAAGGUGGUUAGGGCUAUGACAAACUUGGCGUUGAAGGAGGCCAAGGAAUUGAUUGAAGGAUUGCCGAAGAAAUUCAAGGAGGCUGUGUCGAAGGAGGAGGCUGAUGAAGCGAAGAAGCAGCUCGAGGAGGCCGGCGCGAAGGUCGCCAUUGUUUAAUUUUGCUGCUUACUUAUAACAUUAGCCUUAAAAGAAGAACAUCUGAGUAAUUUUGCCCAAAAGAAAUUGGAUGUUUAAUUCGUGAAUUUGUUUCAUUUCGUUUCAGAUUCAGUAGCUGUAGAUGCAUCUACAUUCAUUAUGAAUUUGUUAUCAAUUUAGACCGGAAUUUGAUGUUCCAAAUUCAAGUUAUCUGUUUACAGUUAUUGCUCA